GUGUGCAUGUACUGAUCACGUUACAUCGCUUAUUGAUAUGACAUUCAUGGCUGCAUCGAAAUCAUCUUCAGAACCUUCGUCAUCUUCUUCUUCUAUCCGAUAGUUCGAGUCACCAGACCGGAGACUAAGCCGCAGCGAUCCCAGGUUUAGCAAUGGCGACGGGAGGUUCAUCAAUAUCUGAGGAGAUAUCACGGACCAUGUUUAAAUGUAAACGUAUACACUGGGAGGUCAAGUCGGGAGAUCUCCAUGAAGUGAAGGAGCUGGUCAGUUCUGGGGCGGACCUCGGGGCAACAGAUAGUAACGGAUAUACACCUCUGAUACAAGCCGUGGUAUCAGGAAAAGAAGAUAUCGCGGCAUUCCUUGCCAAGAAGAUGACUGUCCAGGAACUGAAUAUGGUGAACGACGACGGGGACAAUGUGUUACAUAUGAUGGCUUUAUAUCAUUGUCCGUGGUCACAGGUAAUACAGGACAUAGCUGAUACCUGUCCUAGCCUGCUACAGCAGGAGGAUAGAUACAGGCGACGACCGAUAGACACCGCAAGAAAAGAAUUAACACGAAGUCAAGAUACUGCAAGACAGGAAUUACCAGAAAGUCAAGGUUUUUACAGCAUUCUCGCAACACAGACAUCGUUCAAACAACCAAAAACGAUAUAUCGGCAUCUGGUACAUGACUUAGCUGAUCCCUGUCUUAGCCUGUUGCAGCAGGAGGAUAGUGACGAGGACCGACCGAUAUAUACUGCAAGAAAUAUAAGUCAUAUAAAUAUAUACGAGCGACGACCGAUAGAUACUGCAAGACAAGAAUUAUCACGAAGUCAAGGUGUUUACGACAUUCUCGUGAUAUGUGAGGAAAGACAGCAGCGGAUACAGCAGCAGCAGCAACAACAUUACACCAGAGGAAUAGCUGAAAAUAUGGAAAACCCUUGUAAUAUCACCAUUACUGUCGUUGGACACCAAGGAGUCGGCAAGUCUUGUUUUGUCCGACAACUAAAACAGGAAUAUAUUCCCGAAGGCGGACCGGGUUCGACGGAUACCGCUGAUCUAUAUGUCAACUUCUUUGAGUACAACCCGAACACCGGCCUCCGACAAAAACUUGAUGAGGAUGGCGAAAUCAAGACGAGUCGUCAGCGGCUUAAACGCAUCAUUGAUCAACAAGAUAAAACGUAUACUAAACCGUCUGCGAUCACACCACAGCAAAUCAAUGACUCCGCGGCAGCAGUAUCAACUAUGGAACCAUCUGUGUCGUCAGCUGGGAAAAAGACAGAAGAAAGUCAAAUUGUUGAAAUAUCGCACAGAAAUCCUUCCCGUUCAGAGGAACUGUCUGAUGAACAAAGACACGUCAUUGAGGAAGUCAUGGGCACAGAAAUGGAGGAUUGGAAUGCCUUUGGAUUAAAGGGCCGCGUCACAAUAUAUGACUUCGGAGGAGAGAAGGUGUUUUAUAACACACAACACUGCUUCAUGUCAAGCAACAUGGUCUUCGUCCUGUUGUUCGACGUGGCUAUGUGUCUUGAUCCACGCAGAGCAAAGGAUGGUUACGAGCAAAUCGAGUUCUGGCUGAAGGUGUUCGCUACCUAUGCUAUUGACGAAGCAGCACAAAGUGAAGGAACGCCUCCUGUCAUCCUUGUUGGAUCACACCUAGACCUUGUUUCUUCUGAUAAAGAAAAACAGGAAGAAUUAUUCAUCUCAGUGCUAGAAAAGCUGUACGAGAAACCUGAAAUCUGUGAAAUUAUUGAGGCCCACGUCCAGGAAAUGUUUUCAGUUGCUAACUUAAAUGAUUGCAAUAAAAACCAACAUAUGUAUAAGGAAAUAUGGAACAAGAUCAUAGAGAUUGCCAAACUCCAGUCCCAAUGGGAGAAGCCAGUACCUGCAAGAUGGGUCGCCUUGGAAUACGAGCUAUUCAGACUAAAGAAAAGAGGAAACAUUAUCCUUACGUAUGAUAAACUGCUAGAAAUAAACCGCAAAACAGCAGUGCCAUUACCCGAACAUGACAUCAUGAAUUUCCUUAGGAGACUGAGAUUUACCGGAUCAUUCCUCUGUUUUGAUCUUCAUAGCAAGAAACCUUUCAUUGUUCUUCAACCACAGUGGAUAAUAGAUGCAUUAAAAGCCAUCAUCACUGACCCAAAGUUCAUAGCCGACCUAUCACCCAAGCAACAACUUCAAUGGAAGCAGUAUGACAAAUCCGGCGUUUUAUCACGGGCACUUACCAGACAACUGUGGGGACGUCAUAAGAAAUAUCGGUUCCUUGACGAGGAGGAAAAACUUGUCAUCGCAAUGGAGAAUCUCGGUUUACUAACUAGACCGAUAUCAGUAGAUGCAGUGGUUGAUUACUUCAUAGUACCAAGCAUUCUUCAAACUGCAGAUCCCGAGAUAAUUCAUCCAGUGCUUGAUGACCCUGACACUGUCACAACUGUCACUAUUUGUAUCAAGUUCGACAACCCAUUCAUCCCACAAGCCAUUUGGGACAAAAUGAUUGCCUCCUGCAUUCACAGGUUUCAGCGACUGAGAGAGUUCGGACAUGAUGGUUUAACGUUCAUCCAACGCGGAUUUGCUUGCCUGUCUGUGGAUUUCCUGUGGAACAUGAUCAUCAACUGCAGCGACAAUGCCAUGAAGGUUACUAUGUUCAAGAAGGAUACAGAUGAUUCUGUACCAACUGGAACGGGAAUAAACUUGCUCAAAGUGCUUGAGUUUCUUCUCCAGCGGAUUCUUGAUUUAAAUCACCAAAGUCAUCUUGGAUACAAAUUCUACCUCCACAACGACUUCCGGUUCACAGCAGAGGAGAAAAUGGUGACGGCUGACGAUCUUCGACAAACACCACGUCUACAAUGCUACAGUUCAAAUGGAACGAGAUGGAUAGACAGCAACGACCUACACAUAUGGUUCAGGAAUCCAAACCAGAAGAAAACACCGAUCCAUACGCGCUAUCUUGACAUAACAAAGGAUUUACCAGACAGAAAACUGUCGUUCAAAGAGAUUGGUAGAAUCUCUAGAUAUAUCGGCAGUACAUACCAGACGUUCUUUGCCGAGCUUGAUUGUCCAGUCGCGCUUGUAGAGCAGGAAAUGGAAGAGCACCGCCACCUCACCUUUAGAUCUCGCAUCACAAAGAUAUUCGUUCACCUCCUCAAAACGGAAGCAAAUACUGGAUUCUUGGCUAUAGCAGAUGCAAUGUCACAACACGGAAUGGACCCUACCAUACUCAUAAACAUUCUCGACUCCAACAGGAAUAUGACUUUUACAGGCGAGACAUUGUCGAAUGGAUGGUUAAAUACGUAUUUGUCUAUCAAUGAUGUUCCAAUCAUCGCUGGUUAUAUAGACAUCAAAUCAUACUUUAACCUGUUUCUGGAACUUGGAUUCACACCAAGAACAGUGGAUGAUUUUGAUGACGAAUACAGAAACAAGAGAACCUUGAAGAAAAUCACUGCUUUAUUGGUAGCGUUCAUUAAUGAGACCGAUCCCCGCCCAACAGUCAACACAAUUCUUCUUGCGAUGCGGGAAUGCGACAUGGACACCGAAUAUCUCAUCAGAGCCCUAAAUCCAACAUAGGUUGUGCUACCUUUGCUCGAAGUUGAAUCAGUAUGUUAAAAAUAUGAUGUUGUAUUUUCAUUGAAAAAUGUUUAUUUGUUAUUUUUAGCAAGAAAAAACAUUUCCAGAUCAGAUGCUUCAAGAUCUUCUAAUGGCUAGAUGUGAAUGUCUAACUAUUCGGGGAAAAUGGAUUGAUAUUUUCCUUCCAUGUGUGCAUCGAUAAUGACAUUUUCCCUCGGAUGAAUCAACAUCCCUUUUAAACAACAACAGCCCUCUGAUCUGGAAGAAAUAUUUACUCUACUACAUUAUAAUGAAUAUCAUAUUAUAUCAUGAUGUUGUAUCUAAAUACUUCGUAUCGUGCAUUAAAUAUAAAUGAUCUAUUGUGUCCCCUAAGUAUAUUUAAUAAUUUUCUCCAUUGUAGGUUAAGGACUGUUAUGACUGGCGUGCGUUGCUAAACAGACGAUGUUCUGUUGUGGUUUGAGUAACCAAAUCAAUAUUGUUCUCCGCUGAGACAUUGUUCUACUGUGACGGUAAAGACUGAUGUGUGUUACUAUAGAUACGCUGUUCUUCGGUGAUGGUAAGGACUGAUGUGAGUUACCAUAUAUACGCUGUUAUAGUGUGCUGCUAAGGACUGGUGUGUGUUACCAUAGAGACGUUGUUCUACUGUGAUGGUAAGGACUGAUGUGAGUUACCAUAUAUACGCUGUUCUACUGUGAUGAUCAAGACUGAUGUGAAUUGCCAUAUAGUGGCUGUUCUAUUGCGAUGCUAAGGACUGGCGUGUGUUACCAUAUAGCAUUGUUCUACUGUGAUGGUAAUUACUUGUGUGUUGCCAUGUAUAUGCUGUUCUACUGUGAUGGUAAGGACGGAUUUGCGUUACCAGGGAGACAUUGUUCUACUUACCGUUAGACAUGUACGGAAAUCAGAGUACAUACAAUGUAUGAUCAUUCAGAUUGUAAAAGGUACGUUUUUUGGCUAAUUGAAUUGUUUGUAUUUAGCCGAUGUUGUGAGUCAGUUAAAAUGUUAAGUCAAGUUAUCGCUGCAUUUACCAUAAACAGUUCGUAACUACAGACUACAGUGUAUAUAACUAGAAUUUGACUGUAUGUUAACGGGUGUAUGGCUAUAUAACUUGGAUAUUUAGUGUAACAACGAUGUAAAUACAGUCUACAUAACUAGGAUGCUGACUAUGUUAUAAAGGGAUUAUACUUAUACAUAUUGGUUUUAAGAGAUCUGAAAAAGCUCCAAAUGUAUAAUCAUUUUCUUUAACAUAGCCUUAAUAGUGAACAUGACUUUUAUUGAGCCAGUAUAUAACAAAAACAAAAGCUACAUAUUACUUGUAUCAAUAGUUAGUAAGUGAUAAGAUUAUAGAUGGUUGUAUAGCGUACCUGUUUUCGUAUCUGUAUAUACACAGGCACUUUAUCCGUCACACAAUGUAUGCGUGUGAAUGAAUCAUCUUGGUGUAGUUCUUACAUGCUCUAUACCUAACAACAGUAUACCCAGGCAUUAACAAAACCAUAAUUCAACGUCAAAAUCGUUUAAACUACGGCAAUGUAUGAAAGGAAAAAGUAACAUUUACAUGGAGAUCCUUGAAAAAGUACAUGGAUAAUGAGACCGGUGUUCUGGAAUUGUAUCAUUGACGACACCCGCCAUUUUGAUAUAGGUCAAAUCCGAGCUAUGCCACAUCAUCACAUCGAUAACUUGAUAACAACACCAAACUCGCAAGGCUUUCUGAUGAUUAUUAUCAAAAGUAUCGACCUCCAUUUCACACAACAAAUUACCAUGUUUUAUUGCGACAGCCUGAUUUUGACUAUCAAACUUGUCCAAGCUAUUCAUCAUCCGUCAUCUUAGGAAACGAAACCCUGUGUUGUACGUUUGUUCGUCAUCAGUCAACAUCAAUCACAGAAAUCACGAUUUGUGGGGCAAACUCUUGCGUACAUAUUCAACCAUUAAAAUAAACUUUGUGUAGUGGGACGAUUUAAAAUUUUUGCAUGUUUUAAGUAAUAUUUUGUAUUUGAUAAAUUUAUGAGCAUUUACAUAGUUCAACAGUAAAACAAAAUGAGAGCUAAAUACAAGAUGGAUAAUGGAUUUGCAUGUGCGCCAUAUAUUGAAAUGAAGCAAUAAUAUGGAAAACAUUACAUUCACAUGUAAUGUUAUAUUACAUUGAUUAUAUAAAUUUCCCGCUGCAUUUAACGUUUUUUGUUCAAAUUUUAAAUGCACAUUCUUAUUUUUUAGAAUUCUUAGUGGUGUAUAUUUUUAGUAUAGAUAUGAUCGGGCUACGAAGCGAAAACCAAUGUAGUAUUUCGUAGUUUUAUUUGUAUUUUAUUUUUCACAUUAUACCGUUAUUAUAUCUCUUAACGUGUUCACUAAGACAAAUAGUUCAUUCGAUGUUGAGAUCUCCAAUUUUUACACUGCUAUACAAUCUUGAUCACACUAUUUUACAAGUAUCCAUAUUGUGUCAUUGCUUAAAAAAUGGGGACAUUGAAACAUGUAUUUAUAUUUUCUUGUUAAUCUUAUACUGUUUAUCCUUUUGACAACAAAGUGUGUAAUUUAAUAUCUUUUUUAGGAAUAAUUUCUACAUUUUUCACUUGACGAUGCUCGCUUAGUCAAUGAGGCUAUACAGGUUUGCAAUAUAACAGUAUAUUAUGUUCAUUGCAUGGAUGGCCAUCAAAUCAUUCUGGAAAAGUUAUUAACGUAUGUUUCACAUAAAGUCAAUGACAUCUUGUGUAUUAUAUUGUAUAUGUCUGAAUUACUUUCAUCGUCAUGAAACAUACAGUUAAACCUGUCUAACCUGAUCUCAAAGCAUCUCAAAGUAUACUAACAUCUGGUCCAAUAUAGCAUCAUUCUGGCACUUCAUUACUAUUGGAAACUACCAAUUUAGACCUUUGUCUAAUCUUAUGUGAAUUUUUCAUAGAUGGUGUCAGAACAGACAGGUUCACAGUAAAACGUUAUAUUCAAAUGUAUUCACAAUACUGACAUAUUACUGCUUCAAAUAGCAAAAAUUGUAAGGCUUGAUUAAGGAGGUUCUUCUGUAGCAUUAAUAUGAGUGAAAUAUUGACACAUAUUUUAUUUAUGUGUGACAGUUAGAAUCAACAAACUUUUUUCGAUAACAGUUCAGUAAAUGGUCCUCCUCUGAACUAUAUAUAGCAACAUGGCAAUUUAGUUGUAAAACAAAUGCCUGAUGAGUAAAAAUCUCAAAAUUAUACAUUUUUUUAAAUAGGUAUGAUUUUAGGUAAAAUGUUAUCUAAUAGCUAGUGAACAUAUAGAUGAUGCAGAAUAAAUGCAAUAUAAAAAAAAAUAUUAGACAUACGAGAUAAUUAUCUGUGGUAUAACUGAUGACAAUGUAAUAUUUUUUGGGGUUUUUUUACAUUUUAAUACACAAAUCUUGCAUCAACCUGACAACACUUGAUCUGGAUCAGCAUUUCUUGACAGUCAUACACGACAACAUAUAGCCAUAUGUGCCGACAUAAAAAGUCAUUUUGAAAUUCCUGUAAUUACUUUCUUUAAUAUAGCAGGUACUUCGGUUCAUAUUGUCUCAUCAGAUCAAUUCGGAUCACUACACGUUGUUGAUACUUUGACGUUAUCGUUAAGUUAACCAGGCUUUGAUAUCAGGCCAAGUUUUGUGAUAUCAAAUUUUCUGAGUCGUAUGCUUUUUAAUUGUAGUUUGUAAUCAGUGUUUUAAUUGGGUAAAAUCAGCAAAAGAGUUUUUCAUUGAGUAAAAAGAAUCACUUCUAUGUUAUGAAUAAUGAUCAAUAUUUCACCAAAACAUGUGCUGUCUUAUCAGUGUUAGAUAACUGUUGUAUUAGUAGGCAGCAGAUAAAUAUCUAAAAAUUAUGUCUACCCCAGAUCGAUAUGUAAACGAUGGCGUAAGUAAAACAUUUCUGAAUAUACCGUGAUUUGAUUAUGGUGUUGCGAUUUUGUGAUGUAUAAGUGCAUGCGAGAGUAAUAGCAAUAGUAGAAGUUUAUUGUUGUCUUUGCUACGAAAAAUAGCAUCUAGUCUUAUAAUAUUUUAUGUGUUAUCGCAGUGCAACGUAAAAACUUCAUUCUUCAUAUUACCCUUAAUAAAAAAUAUA
Molecule: messenger RNA, 7582 nt
Organism: Mizuhopecten yessoensis (Yesso scallop)
Lineage: Eukaryota; Metazoa; Mollusca; Bivalvia; Pectinida; Pectinidae
Exons: 13
Coding region: 153-3536 (1127 amino acids)
Molecular function (GO): protein binding
Source: RefSeq, a predicted model, not a curated record